Messenger RNA from Phalaenopsis equestris, 1786 nucleotides. RefSeq names its product probable serine/threonine-protein kinase PBL8. NCBI's taxonomy places the organism in Eukaryota, Viridiplantae, Streptophyta, Magnoliopsida, Asparagales, Orchidaceae. The transcript is spliced from 7 exons. Bases 306 to 1529 code for a protein of 407 amino acids. Gene Ontology annotation, biological process: protein phosphorylation. Gene Ontology annotation, molecular function: protein kinase activity; ATP binding. The record is from RefSeq and is a predicted model, not a curated record.
UUCAUUCACAUGGCCUCAAAAAGUGGAGUAGGGAAACUGUAAAUCCUGAAGCUCCCACCUUUCUCUCCUUUCCACUCCGCAGUUCACUCCUCCAUGGGGUUCACACGGAGCUCCUUCCAUCUUUAUUAAAGCGAAGCGCAAUAGAAUCUUUCGUAGGUGUGCUGCCAUUGUGGUGGUUCCGGUAGUUGACGUGAUUGGCGUGGCAACAAAAUCGAAGCAAUGAGGGUUCUUGCGAUUUUCUCGAGUAGUAGAAAAAGAGCGGGUGUUUGGGUUGGGGUGGCGGAGGAUGAGAGAGGACCUGCAGGAUGGGCAAUUGUGGAACAAGAGAAGAAUCUGCAGUGGCCGCAGCUCAUGUUCAAGGGAAAAAUGUUCAAUUGCCUCAGCAAUCUGCAAGGAAGUCAUUAUCGGGGAAGAAGCGCGACCUUUCCUUCUCAGACAUGAGUGAUCCUUCAACCCCACGGAAUUUUGCAGACUCAAGAAAUAUUGCAAUAUACACUGACAUGAUAGCUUUUACAUUAUUUGAGCUUGAGACGAUUACGAAGAGCUUCCGUCCAGAUUAUGUUCUUGGUGAAGGUGGAUUUGGAACAGUUUACAAGGGAUAUAUUGAUGAGAGUGUGAGGACUGGUCUCAAAUCUUUGCCAGUUGCUGUGAAAGUACUUAACAAGCAAGGCCUUCAGGGACAUAAAGAAUGGCUUACGGAGGUUAAUUUUCUAGGACAGUUGAGACAUCUGAAUCUAGUGAAGCUGAUUGGAUAUUGCUGCGAGGACGAUCACAGGCUCCUUGUCUAUGAGUUCAUGUUCCGGGGAAGCCUCGAGAAUCACUUAUUUCGAAAGACAACUGCUCCAUUAUCUUGGGCAACAAGAAUGAUGAUUGCCCUUGGUGCUGCCAGAGGGCUUGCUUUCCUGCACCAUGCAGAGAAACCUAUCAUCUACCGUGACUUUAAGACCUCAAAUAUAUUACUGGACUCUGACUAUACAGCAAAGCUAUCUGAUUUUGGGCUUGCAAAAGCAGGGCCACAAGGUGACGAGACCCAUGUUUCGACGCGGGUUAUGGGCACCUAUGGAUAUGCUGCUCCAGAAUAUGUCAUGACUGGUCAUUUGACCUCAAGGAGUGAUGUCUACAGCUUCGGAGUCGUCCUUCUUGAGCUUUUAACUGGCCGGAAAUCCAUAGACAAGACCCGGCCUGGCAAGGAGCAGAGCCUUGUAGACUGGGCUCGUCCCAGGCUCAAUGACAAGAAGAAGCUGCUCCAAAUCCUUGAUCCGAAUCUGGAGGGCCAGUACUCCAUGAGAGCAGCUCAUAAGGCUUGCAGUCUUGCCUUCUACUGCCUCAGCCAGAACCCAAAGGCAAGACCUCUAAUGAGUGAUGUAGUGGAGACAUUGGAGCCACUGCAGGCGAGCGAUAAUGGCAUAAGCGGCAUCCCUGACUGCAGGAUGAACAGAAGGCUUGCAGCUACCAGCAUGGGUUGUCGGCCAAUUCCGACAGCGAAGUGUUCUUCGCCCGGCACUGUGGCCGCUUGCCGAGUGAGAUGAUCCUCCUCUUGUACAUUUGAUGAUUCUACUUGUUGACUUGCUAUGUGCGUCUGUGUUUUAUCUUUGUGGGCUAUUUUCCUUAUUUUUGUUGUUAAUGCUGCAAUCUUAGGAGAGGAAACCCAGCCAAAGGCAGGGUUUUUGUUGGAGUAAUGGAUCUGUAGUUGUGCGCUCAAGAGGCUGAUGUCUUUUUGUUACCUCAGUGCUCGUUUGAGGAUGCGGUGGUUGUAGUGCUUGUGUUGUGUUGUGUUCUUUAGUUC